UUAGAUGUUUUAAAACUCAAUGAAACUGGGGCUUAGGUACCGGUAUCACUGUACCGGUACCAACAGACCGGAAUAUUCCGUGUUUGAAUCUGAUGUUCUAAGUAUGAAGUUUGUUGUUAUAGUCAGUCCUGUCGCUGUUACUAAAUACAAAAAUGUAUCUCUGAACUUCAGUCACCAUAAUCAGCUUGUUAUAUUUCCUCUUUAUUAGGUAAAACAGUAAAAGGUAUAAAUUAAAAUAUUAUCUGUAAGUUGAUAUGGCUUUGCUUAGUAAGAAGAGAUCAUCUUUUGAAAAAGCAGAAUCUUCUUAUCAGGAUAAGUUUGAACCACACUGUUUUCUUCAGUGUCAUGAUUCCGGUGUGGAUGCGAGCGAUUACAGCCAUCAAGUUUGGUGCUGUAAAUUUCUCCCAUCAUCAAGAGAUAUUGUUGCUACAUGUGGAAGUGAGAGUGUCUGUCUAAUAGACACAAAUUCAGCAAGAGUAAGGGCUAAAUUUACAAAACCAAACGAAGAAUUUUACACACUGGAUUGGACAGUUUUAAAUGUCGGGUCUCAUUCUUCAAAUGUAAUUGCAUGUGGCGGUUGCUUGGGAUUUAUCUAUCUCAUCAAUACAGAAAGAUUUAUUGUUUAUAAUUAUUUUAAAUCUCAUAGUAAACCAGUGCAAACGAUGUCCUUCGUUCCUGGGCAUCCUACUCUGCUACUUUCUGCGGGCAACGAAAAAAAGAUUUAUUUAUGGGAUAUUGGGAUACCUUCGUUACCAGAUUAUCAUUCAUAUCAUAAAAAAUUGGCGUUGUUUGACAACUUAUUAUUCAGUCCUUUAAAGAUGAUAACACUAAAAAAAUAUCUUUUUUGUGCAUCUGAAGGUGGUCUUUUUUGUUGGGAAACAGGCGAUGCGUUAAAAAUAAAAAACAGUGAUGUUAAGGGUUCAAAAUUUGAAAAAUUCAAUGAAAUUACCGAAAUAAAAUUUCUUAAUGUUGAUGACGAGCCUGUUGUGGAUGGGCUUGCCAUAAUUGAUGAUGAUUUGAUUGCAACAAAAUGCGCACAGACAGGAGUUAUAUUUUUAUGGCAGCUCAAUACUGAAGAAAAUAGGCCUACGAAAAUUGUAAUGCCUUCAGUUAUAAGUGAAUUGAAAUGGUCUAACACUGAACAAUUUUACAUAAAUAUAACUUCUUGUGUGAAAAACAAAAUUCUUUUUGCUGGAGAUGAAAAAGGAUCUAUUUGGGUGUAUGAUUGUGGAUCAGACGGGAAAGUCUCCAGCUAAGACACAAAAAGUGGAAAAGGCGCAUAACCCUGGUCACUGCAAUAUGCUUCUGCCAUUAUAAAAUGGCCAGACUGUUUAAGUACUGACAAACAGCCAGUAUUAGAGCUUAACAAAGGAACUGUUUUAAAUGAUAUAUGUUGUAGUUUUGACAUGAGUUAUGUUGUGGCUGUUGCAGAUUGCAAUUUAGUAUGCAUUUAUAAAUAUUCUGCUUGAUGUUUGUUUUAAAUAAAACAACUCAAUUUUGAAAUUAUUUGCCAAAAAAAUUUUCAAGAGUCAACAUAGUAUACUAAUGUGAAAUGUCCUCACCGGAAUGACCUGUUUAUUUUUGUCAUAUUUUCUGUGAUUUGUGCUUAAUUAUUUUUAAUGGAUUGAUUAGCGAGGUAAAUAAUGAUGUUGUUGAAUAUGAAGAAUAUUUUUAAAUCAUUGUGAUUUGAUUAAAUUAUAUUUGUUCAAUUGCUAAUUGUCAUUCUGUUUAAAUUUUAGCAAGCUAAAUACUUCAUAUUUUGUAUUAAUACUUCCAAACUUUUCCCAAAUCAUAAAUUUGUGAUAAUGUAUUGCAUUUGUGCAUUUUAUUGAUUUGAUGACACUGCCACUAUUUCCACAGUAAAUAUUUUAAUAUUUAAAAAGUCACUGUGAUAUACUCUAACCUAGAAAUGAGUUGUUUUGUUUUGAAUUUAUCUUGCUGUGUCUUGUCCAUUGCCAUCUGACUGCAUAUAUAUAUAUGAAAGCACAAAGGGAUUUUUCUGACUAGGUAUUUUUUACUUACUUUCAUGUUCAUUUACAAAUGUGUUAAUUGUCAAAUUCAUUUGUUGGUGAUUUUUAUUAAUGGUAUUAAACAUUUUAGCACGAUCACUUUUCAAUAUUGCCUGUAUUAAUGGACAAUUUUAUAGAUUUUGUGUGAACUUUCAUUUGUUUUAAACUUUUCAUAUCCUUUUUAAUAUUUUGAAG
Messenger RNA from Styela clava, 2204 nucleotides. Its product is annotated as leucine-rich repeat and WD repeat-containing protein 1-like. Gene Ontology annotation, molecular function: chromatin binding; protein binding. Gene Ontology annotation, cellular component: nuclear origin of replication recognition complex. The record is from RefSeq and is a predicted model, not a curated record. NCBI's taxonomy places the organism in Eukaryota, Metazoa, Chordata, Ascidiacea, Stolidobranchia, Styelidae. Gene Ontology annotation, biological process: establishment of protein localization to chromatin; chromatin organization.